UCUCUCUCUCUCUCUCUCUCUCUCUCUCUCUCCACCCCUCCCUCAUUCUACAAUGCUAAACAAUCACAGUCAACCCGCAUAUUUAAACACUCGGUCGUGUCUUAUAAAUCUCACCUGAACCAGCUCAGUGAUCAGUCCCUCUGACCUCCUCAGAUCAUCUGCGCAUCUUCAGAGCUUUAGAGAUCCUUCUCCUUUUUGUCCGAGUUUUAAUUGGGUUUUUACCCCAGAGUUUAUUUAGGUUUGGGAGCCCCAGCGAGAGCUCCACACCCCCCACCUCCAAGCUGUCUCUACGUCUGCUCCCUGCCCUCAUCGUGGACAACGACGAGGACGAUGAUGGAAACUUCACCAACUGGAUGAGCAGCUACUGGGGCCACGGAGGCCGAGACGAGCGAGCCAAAGAGCGCAAGAGGAGCUUCAGAAGGUCCAGGCACUCCACAGGUGACCGCAGAGCUUCACUGCCCUGUAUGUCCCAGCUGGAGGCCAUGCAUCUAAAGCAUCCCUUGACUCCCAUUAAAUUGAAGAGCCACGAUAAGGGGAAGGAGUUGCGCUCGCACCCUCACGCUCGCCGUGUCUCCUCAGACGAGUACCGAGGGAACAGAACCGGAGGAGCGGAGAGUGGCAUCAGCACCGUUCCCGAUCUCACCGAGUCCUUCAGGAGGAUGCUGCGUUUACGCAGAGUCUCCUCAGUGACUGAUUCGGAUAAAGCGUAUCUGAUUUGUCAUGAAGAACUGCGCAGGAGAGGAGUAGAAACAGGAAAAGGAGGCCAAGAACUUCACUGUUCUCAUCACUUCCAUAAAGAGGUGAGGAGGCCGGAGCAGGGCGCGCGUCCACGCAGCCGGAGUAAUGCAGCCGUUUGUGAAAACAGGAAGGAAGUACCAUUCUGCAGCGAACAGGAAGAAUACCGACUGCCCCGCCAACGCCUGUCUCUACGCAGAGAGCGCUGAGACACAACAAGACAUUCCUGCACAGACAUUUCUCACGUCUUUUCGGUUUUUCCCCUCCAAACUUCCUUGUGUGGGUUUUUACUGGGUGUGGCAAAAGUUGUGAUGAAUUAAGACAGAUUUAGGAUCUCAGCGACAUUCUUCAAAUAUCCAGCAAACGGUCUGCAUUUUUUUGCGCUUGUUUUCAUAGUCAGUGGUUGAGAACUUCACAAUAUAAACAUAGCAACACCUUGAAAAUCAACUUAGCGGUGGUUACGCUACACUUUUCAGUCAGUCGACUCCCAUCCGUAUACCUGCGAACGCUAGAAAAAAGGAAAACAUACGCAAAUUUCACAGCGUGACAACGUUUGUUGACGCUUUUCAAACUCUGACCUGCAAAUUCUUGACACAUUACAACGCAAAAAAAUAAUCUGACUGAUCAAGGAAGAGAUGUGAAUGACUUGCAGCAGAACUUGUCGGAAAAAUGUAAAACAAAUUACAAAAAAUGUUGAAAGUCUAGCGUGAGCUUUCCUGUAAUCUGGGGCGCAACCCAACUGUAACUUUCUCUUUUUUUUGGUUAAGUAGCCAACUCAUUGCCCUAAUUCCUAAUAUUUAUACCUAAUCUUCAAUGACAGCGCGACAUUUAACCGGCGUUUCCUCCAUGUUGGAUUUUCUGAAGUCUCACGUGAUACGAAUUCAACAAACUCGACCCACAUAGCAAUUUUUCUCUGGCCUAGCUCCGGCCCACACAACCAGCUUUCGCUUGGCCCACAUACCGCAAUGAAUUACGGUCCUAGUGUGGACCAGGUCUGGAUUCCAGACAAGGGCCACACAUGGGCCAUAACUGACCCAAGUCUCAGCCAAGUUAAAUACCCAUAACUGGUCCUAAAUGACAUCUGGCCCAUGUCUUGUGAGCUGCCUUAAAAACGGUACCACCUCUGCCAAACCGGGCCAUGUUUGGCCCACAUGCUGUAUGGCAGUGCUGGAUGAAUGCCAGCUGUGCCAGAUGAAUGGCAAAUCUGGGCCAAAUUUGUUUGCUGACUGGGUCUAACCAUUUUCAGCAAAGUGUGAAAUUUUGCUUACUGUUUGUUUUCUAGUUUCGAGCUUUUGCAUUUAUACAGACGGACAUUUCAUUUUAUUUUUAUUGUCAGGGUGUGGCAUUUAUAAUGGUACGUUCACCUUCAUGUAGUUUGUGAGGUUCUCCAGUGAAGUCCAUCAACACAUUAUCUGUGUAAAAUCUGCUUUGAGACAAUGUUCAUUGUUAAAAGCGCAAUACAAAUAAAAAUGAAUUAAGUUGCCUCUGAAAAUUAGUCUACAUUUGGGAACACAUUGUAUAUAUAGCAUGUGGUUCUGUUAGCACAGAGUUGGAGGUACACAGUUGUAAAGGACGUCAUUGGAUGCAAUUGGUAGCAUGACAUUUUUCCUUUCGCUUGAACUAGGAGACAUGUUUCAGCAUGAAAAUCACAAAGCCAGCUCCAUGAAGUAGCAGAUCUGUGUAAUAGUAGUAGAUGAGUGUCCUGCUGUAGAUCUAUAAACCCAACCUCGACACCUUUUGGGAUAACCGGACCACUGACUGCACCCCAGACCUCCUCACCAAACCUGACUUUAAUAACACUUUGUUGGGUGAAUGAAUCUCCACAAAUCUCCAUAAAAUCUAGUGGAACAUCUUCCCAGAAGAGUGGAGUCUAAAUGUGGAAUGGGAUGUUUAAAAAGCACACGAUAUUUUGCUUAUCCACAUUUAUACUAUUCAUACAACUGAGCAGCUAUAGGGUUAAGGGCCUUGCUCAGGGGCCCAGGAGUGGCAGCUUGGUGGGGCUGGGAAUCGAAAUCAAACUCUUCGGAUCAGAAGCCCAACGCCUUAACCAAUUAGCAACCACUUUCCCAUCGAUUAGGAUCAAAGUUUUUGAACUUUUAACAUUGUCAAAACAGUUUGGGUCCAUUUUUAUUUCCACACAAGUACAGAAUCUAAUAAUUGUACAUAAAUAUACACAAUGGGAUUGUGUUCUUUUCUAAAUAUUCAGAGAUGCAUUGUAUUAAAUCCUUUAACCCACUGUAUUCUUUUUUUUACUUGUUUACCUAAAAACAAUCACCCAUUUGUUGGGAAAUAAAAUAAUUGA
Molecule: messenger RNA, 3037 nt
Organism: Silurus meridionalis
Lineage: Eukaryota; Metazoa; Chordata; Actinopteri; Siluriformes; Siluridae
Gene: lnp1
Product: leukemia NUP98 fusion partner 1
Exons: 4
Coding region: 354-944 (196 amino acids)
Source: RefSeq, a predicted model, not a curated record